Molecule: messenger RNA, 3929 nt
Organism: Trichosurus vulpecula (common brushtail)
Lineage: Eukaryota; Metazoa; Chordata; Mammalia; Diprotodontia; Phalangeridae
Gene: EIF4G2
Product: eukaryotic translation initiation factor 4 gamma 2
Exons: 22
Coding region: 1054-3159 (701 amino acids)
Cellular component (GO): eukaryotic translation initiation factor 4F complex
Molecular function (GO): translation initiation factor activity; protein binding; mRNA binding
Source: RefSeq, a predicted model, not a curated record
GCCGCCGAUUGGCGGUGCGGAGCAGAUCGGGCGCUGAUUGGGCGGCGGGCGGGCCGUUCGGGGCGGCUCCGGUGGGUUCGGCUGCCCCGGAGUGAUAAGUUCGGCUGCAGACUAGCCGCCGCGCCAGCAGCGAGUUGGAGCUCUAUGGAGGUGGCGGCGGGUACCGGGUGGUGGCUGCAGCAGCGACUCCCCUGAGCUGAGACCUUCACCUAGUCCCCGGCUCCUUCCCCCUUCCCUCCCCCUUUUUUGUUUUCCGUUCCCCUCCCCCUUCCCCCCGUCCCCGACGACCGGAUCCUGAGGAGGCAGCUGCGGCGGCGGCUGCUGAGGCCUCGGUGAAGGUUUUCACUUCUCCCCCCCUCCCCCCACCCCUCCCCACCCCCAUCCAUUAAUAUUAUUCUUUUGAAGACUCUUCGUUGUCAAGCCGCCAAAGUGGAGAGUGCGAUUGCAGAAGGGGGUGCUUCUCGUUUCAGUGCUUCUUCGGGCGGAGGAGGAAGUAGGGGUGCACCUCAGCACUAUCCCAAGACUGCCGGCAACAGCGAGUUCCUGGGGAAAACCCCAGGGCAAAACGCUCAGAAAUGGAUCCCUGCACGAAGCACUAGACGAGAUGACAACUCCGCAGCAAACAACUCCGCAAACGAAAAAGAACGACAUGACGCAAUCUUCAGGAAAGUAAGAGGCAUACUAAAUAAGCUUACUCCUGAAAAGUUUGACAAGCUAUGCCUUGAGCUCCUCAAUGUGGGUGUAGAGUCUAAACUCAUCUUAAAAGGGGUCAUACUGCUGAUUGUGGACAAAGCCCUUGAAGAGCCAAAGUAUAGCUCACUGUAUGCUCAACUAUGUCUGCGACUGGCAGAAGAUGCACCAAACUUUGAUGGCCCAGCAGCUGAGGGUCAACCAGGACAGAAGCAAAGCACAGUAAGGACAUUCAGACGCCUCCUAAUUUCCAAACUACAAGAUGAAUUUGAAAACCGAACCAGAAAUGUUGAUAUCUAUGACAAACGUGACAACCCCCUCCUUCCUGAGGAGGAGGAACAGAGAGCCAUUGCUAAGAUCAAGAUGUUGGGGAACAUCAAAUUCAUUGGAGAACUUGGCAAGCUUGAUCUUAUUCAUGAAUCUAUCCUUCAUAAGUGCAUCAAAACACUUUUGGAAAAGAAGAAGAGAGUACAACUCAAAGAUAUGGGAGAGGAUUUGGAGUGCCUCUGUCAGAUAAUGAGGACAGUGGGACCUAGGUUAGACCAUGAAAGAGCCAAGUCCUUAAUGGAUCAGUAUUUUGCCCGAAUGUGUUCCUUAAUGCUAAGUAAGGAAUUGCCAGCAAGGAUUCGUUUCCUGCUGCAGGAUACUGUGGAGUUGCGAGAACACAAUUGGGUUCCUCGCAAAGCUUUUCUUGACAAUGGACCAAAGACGAUCAAUCAAAUCCGUCAAGAUGCAGUAAAAGAUCUAGGAGUUUUUAUUCCUGCUCCUAUGGCUCAAGGGAUGAGAAGUGACUUUUUCCUGGAGGGACCGUUCAUGCCACCCAGGAUGAAACUCGACAGGGACCCACUUGGAGGACUUGCUGAUAUGUUUGGACAAAUGCCAGGUAGCGGAAUUGGUACUGGUCCAGGAGUUAUCCAGGAUAGAUUUUCACCCACCAUGGGACGUCAUCGAUCAAAUCAACUCUUCAAUGGCCAUGGGGGUCAUAUCAUGCCUCCUACACAAUCCCAGUUUGGAGAGAUGGGAGGCAAGUUUAUGAAAAGCCAGGGGCUAAGCCAGCUCUACCAUAACCAGAGUCAGGGACUCUUAUCCCAGCUGCAAGGACAGUCGAAGGAUAUGCCACCUCGGUUUUCUAAGAAAGGACAGCUUAAUGCAGAUGAGAUUAGUCUGAGGCCUGCUCAAUCUUUCCUAAUGAAUAAAAAUCAAGUGCCAAAGCUUCAGCCCCAGAUAACUAUGAUUCCUCCCAGUGCGCAACCACCACGCACUCAAACACCACCUCUGGGACAGACUCCUCAGCUUGGCCUCAAAACUAAUCCACCACUUAUUCAAGAAAAGCCUGCCAAGAUCAGUAAAAAGCCUCCACCAUCAAAAGAAGAACUACUCAAACUAACUGAAGCUGUGGUGACAGAGUAUCUGAAUAGUGGGAAUGCAAAUGAUGCUGUCAAUGGUGUACGGGAAAUGAGGGCCCCUAAACACUUUCUCCCAGAGAUGUUAAGCAAAGUAAUCAUCCAAUCACUAGACAGGACUGAUGAAGACAAAGAAAAAGCGAGUGCUUUGAUCAGUUUACUCAAACAGGAAGGAAUAGCCACUAGUGACAACUUUAUGCAGGCUUUCCAGAAUGUAUUGGAUCAGUGCCCAAAACUUGAGGUAGACAUCCCUUUGGUGAAAUCCUAUUUAGCACAAUUUGCAGCCCGGGCCAUCAUUUCAGAGUUGGUGAGCAUUUCAGAGCUAGCUCAACCACUGGAAAGCGGCACCCACUUCCCUCUCUUCUUACUUUGCCUUCAACAAUUAGCUAAGCUCCAAGAUCGUGAAUGGUUAACAGAACUUUUCCAACAAAGCAAAGUCAAUAUGCAGAAAAUGCUUCCAGAAAUCGAUCAGAAUAAGGAUCGAAUGUUGGAGAUUUUGGAGGGAAAAGGACUUAGUUUCUUGUUCCCACUUCUCAAAUUAGAGAAGGAACUGUUGAAGCAAAUAAAGUUGGAUCCAUCCCCUCAAACCAUAUAUAAAUGGAUUAAAGACAACAUUUCUCCCAAACUUCAUGUAGACAAGGGAUUUGUGAACAUUUUAAUGACUAGCUUCUUGCAGUAUAUCUCUAGUGAAGUAAGCCCACCCAAUGAGGAAACAGAUUCUUCCUCUGCUCCUUCUAAAGAGCAGUUGGAGCAGGAAAAACAACUGCUUCUCUCUUUCAAGCCAGUAAUGCAGAAGUUCCUUCAUGAUCACGUUGACCUACAAGUUAGUGCCCUGUACGCUCUUCAGGUGCACUGCUACAAUAACAACUUCCCCAAAGGCAUGUUACUGCGCUUCUUUGUUCAUUUCUAUGAUAUGGAAAUAAUUGAAGAGGAAGCUUUCCUGGCAUGGAAAGAGGAUAUAACCCAAGAGUUUCCAGGGAAGGGCAAGGCUUUAUUCCAGGUCAACCAAUGGCUCACCUGGCUGGAAACUGCUGAAGAAGAAGAAUCAGAGGAAGAAGCUGAUUAAAGACCAGCCAAAGCCUUAAAAUUGUGCAAACAUACUGUUGCUAGGAUGUAACUGCGUUUGACCUAACCACUGCGAAAAUUCAUUCCGCUGUCAUGUUUUCACAAUAUCUAAAGCAGAAGCAUGUCAAUAGGAUGUUCUUCUGCCUAAGGUUUUUUGUAGUGUAACGUCUUAAUCAUAGUCUACCAUCAAAUAUCUUAGAGUAUCCUUAAUGUUUAGAUAGUGUAUUAGCAGCAUGCAAUAAUUACAUCCUGAGUUCUCAAGCAGAGGCAGUCUGUUGCAAGGACCUUCUUGGCUGCCAGUUAUCAUAGUCUGUUUUAAGUUAGAAAACUGAAUAGCAACACUGAAUACUGUAGAGAUGCACUUUGCUCAGUGUAAUACUUGAGUCGUUGCAAUAUUUGAUUAUCCAUUUGGUUGUUACAGAGGAUUCUUAACUGUAAUCGAUGGUUGUUGCCGUAAUAGUAUAUUGCCUGUAUUUCUACCUCUAGUAAUGGGCUUUAUGUACUAGAUUUUAAUAUCCUUGAGCCUGGGCAAGUGCAUAAGUCUUUUUAAAAGAAACAUGGUUUACUUGCACAAAACUGAUCAGUUUUGAGAGAUCGUUAAUGCCCUUGAAGAGAAGUGGUUUUUGUGGGUGUGAAACAAAAAUGGUGAGAAUUUGAAUUGGUCCCUCUUAUUAUAGUAUUGAAAUUAAGUCUACUUAAUUUAUCAAGUCAUGUUCAUGCCCUGAUUUUAUAUACUUGUAUCUAUCAAUAAACAUUGUGAUACUUGAGGGG